AUGCCCAGCAUGGACUUCAAUCCACGCAUAAGCAUUGCUCGCGGCUCACAACAAUCCAGCCAGCAGAAGCGCACCAAAGAGCAAGACGAAGAUGCGUUCAUGAACCUGUCCGACAGAGAAAUCGCCGGCUGCAUCUCAGACAUUGGCAUCGCAUUCACAAUCGAAGACCUCCGCAACCCGAAAGCCCCCCAAGUCCAGAAGAUCUUCGAAUGGUUCGCCGAACUGCUCACGAACACUACGCGCGAAGUCGUUGCGCCGGCGAUGAAGGCGGCCGCGGAAGAUCUGUGCGGCGCUGACGACGCAGAGCGGAUCUUCACAGCAGACACGCGCGAGCUGAUGGGCUUCUUCGUGACGAUGCGGAGGCUACUGCUCGAAUGCGGGAUACGCGAUUUCACAUUCUCGGACUUGUACAAGCCGCAACAUGGGAGGCUGGUGAAGAUCUUCAGCUAUAUCAUCAAUUUCAUUCGCUUCAGGGAGAGUCAGACGGGGGUCAUUGAUGAGCACUACAACAGCAGCGAGAACACGAAGAACCAGAUCGAGCAGCUGUACCAUGAGAACCAGGAGAAGGAGGAGCAAUUGGAAGAGAUGCAGCAGAAUCGGAAGAACGUGGAGCAGGCGAUUCGCGACAAGGAGAAGAGAAAUGAGGAUCUGAAGACGCGGUUGUACGAGCUGAACAAGGCGCAGAAGGUCGUGCAUGAGAAGCUGGAGCGCGUCAAGGAGGAGCAGAAUCGGCUGAAGGUGGCAUUGCAAGACAAGACCACGGCGGUGAUGACCACACGGCAAGAAGCCAGCAAGCUACGACCAUAUACCGAGCAGUCUCCUGCAGUGCUUGAGCAGUCGCUGCAGACGCUCAAUUCCAACCUCCACAACGACCGCGCGGAAAUCGAGCGUCUCGACAAACGCACGCGCGCUUUGCAGACUUCCUGCGAUACCUUUACACCUCUCAUCGCCGACAUCACCGCUCUCCACAACCUCCUGUGCAACCUGCAUGCCGAUCUGGGUAAGGAGGACGAAGAAGCGAAGAGCGCAGCGAAGAACCGAGAAGCCCUGGCGGAUAAGUCGUACAAAGUGCGAGAAGUAGGUCGUGAGGAGCGGUCUUUGCGAAUGCAGCUGGAGCAGUCAAAAGCGAAGACUGAACGGUUACGGCGGGAUGCGGAGGGCAAGGCUGCGAACACGAAUGCGAAGAUGACCGCGUUGAGACAGACGCAUGAGGAGUUGACUGCGGAGCGGCAGGAUCGGCAUCGGGAGGUCGAGAGGCGGAGAAUAAGGAUCGAGCAGACGGUGAAGAAGAUGGAUGAUCUGAAAUACAACAUCGAGCGCGAGGUGCAAGAGGCGCGCGAAGAGUACAUGAAGAUGGAGAGUCACAUUCGGCUGUACAUGACCGAGAUGGAACAGAGCAUAUGA
Molecule: messenger RNA, 1404 nt
Organism: Saxophila tyrrhenica
Lineage: Eukaryota; Fungi; Ascomycota; Dothideomycetes; Mycosphaerellales; Extremaceae
Gene: NUF2
Product: kinetochore-associated Ndc80 complex subunit nuf2
Exons: 3
Coding region: 1-1404 (467 amino acids)
Biological process (GO): meiotic chromosome segregation; mitotic spindle organization; attachment of mitotic spindle microtubules to kinetochore
Cellular component (GO): Ndc80 complex; kinetochore
Molecular function (GO): protein-containing complex binding
Source: RefSeq, a predicted model, not a curated record